UUUCAGCAUUGAAGCUGCAUAACCGAAAUGCUGCUGUCAAUAGGUGUUAAUCCAUGCAAAGGUGAUGCUCCCAACAAUCUUCAAUGAUUUAAAGCGUCUACGGAUAGUACGAGAUGGAGGAUACAAGACGUAGAAUCCAAUUACUGCAAGAGCAGAGAGAGCUGCGGCGGGCGGCGGAAGUAUUACGAAGAAGAAGAACGUCGAAUUCAAGAGGAGUAUCAGUGUUGCGGCAAGAGAGUCCAUCGAUGCGCCCCCCGUAAUUGUUGACAACUCGAUUGUGAAUGUGUGAACAAUACGAUAUGUAGAAGACAGUCUCUGAUGAAAUUGCAAAUCAUUGUUUUCCUACGGAUAGACGUGAAUUUGGCUAAAGCUUAAAUCUACAAUUAAAAUUAUUAUUUGAACUCGUUGUUAACUAUUAGGAGACCGAUUGUAAGUAAAUCAUUAUAAAAAUCAAUUGCACUAUAUCUAACCAAUAAAUAUCCAUUCAGCUUUGAGCUUAUCACAUCGGGAACAAAGGUGUAUUCGCUACAAGGAACUCCGAAAAGUUCAACCCCGUAACAUUCUCAAAGAAUCGUUACCAAGAUGCAGAAAUCCUUCGUUCGGCAAACUCGGUCCAAGACCCGAGCAACGCAAGAGGCGGCUAGAACUGAUUUCCAGCCCUGUGUGAGUUCUGCGGAUAAUGCUGCCCCCGGGGUGGUAGAACAGACAUGUUUUGAGUCUUCGGUGAUCGACCUCGAGCACGGGAAUGACACAGAUUGUGUGAAGUGCAUGCGACCUAAUAACGCCGAGCUGUAUAUGGUCCAAUGCGGAACCUGUAAGUGCUGGUACCAUCUUACGUGCGCUAAUGUGGAUGAAGCUGUACUGCGAUCGAGUGAUUUCGUCUGUUCAAGGUGUUUACCGAAAAUUCCGGCACCACCUAGAAGUUCUACGACAGGACGGACAAGCGUUUCAAGUUCACGAAGAUCCCAGAUCGCCCGCGAAUUACAACAGCUCGAAGAUUAAAGGCUUCUUCGAGAAAAGCUGGAAGAAGAAAGACUGCUGCAAGAAAAGUUGCUAGUCGAGAAGGCAAUGAACGAGAAGCUAGAACGUGAAAAGGAAUACUUGGCACGGAAGCAUGAGCUGCUUCGCCAGCAGGAUGAAGAUGCGGCAAGCAUACAGAGCAGCAGAAGCGGUCGAAGCCAAGCAAGUAGUCGGCAGAAAGUGGAGGCCUGGUUCAACCAACAGCUGAUGUCCGUCGACUCGUCGGAUAAUGCUUCAAACCAGCGACAAAAACUCUCAGGCCAAACGGCAGGACCAGUAGGUUCGUCCACUCCUAUGGAAACCAGCAGAAUCAUCGAUGAAGGCCUUCUGCGAGCGCAUUCCGACACUAAACAGAAUGUUGGCUCGAUUCCUCGUACUACAGACAGUAUUUCGAUCGGAGAUAGCCCGGGUGUCGAAGACGAUGUAAAUCCACCGAACGCUGCGAAGCAGUCGAAGGUACAGAGCCUGCCGCUAGUAAACAUCCAACCCUACGUUAAAAUUCUGGACGAGGCUAACCCUAUGACCUCCGAGACCGCCCUGACGAAUACAGGCUAUCCACCGAGAAUCAUUCCAAAGCUGAUGGGAAACCCUUUACCGUACACGGCAUGGCAACGGGAAACGAGUGAGAUGCGGAAGCAGCAUUUACGUGAACACCAAUGCCCUGAAAGAGAGGCAGAGUUGCGGCAAAGUGAGCAACGGGAACAGGAAUUGAUCCACCUUUUGAAGCGAUCGGAGGAACAGCGUGAGCAGGACAGGCAACGUCUGCAAGAAAUCGAGGAAAUACUGAAGAAACAACAUGAUGUCGAAGCACAGCAUCAGAAGGAGAACUACGUUCGAAGGAGGCGAGAAUUGGAGUUGGUCAACCGACUGAAGCUUUUCGAGCAGGAGUAUGCCCAGGAGAAAGCGAAGCGGGACGAGGAAAAACAAAAAUAUCUUGCUAAAGAACAACAGUUAAUCGAACAGUUGGAGAAUCUGCGCCUUAGUUGCGAGCAAUAUCCAGCGGCGGAACAGCACCCAGCGGCCGAGCAGAAUUCAGUUGCGGAAAGGUGCUCAGCAGCUGAACAGCGCCCAGCGGCGGAUCAAAGCUCUGAUGCGGAACAUCACCCAGCGACGACCAAGCGUACACCGACGGAAAGUCUUGGGAACAUCUCAGGAAUAAUUCAGCGAGGCGUAGCAGUAAGUACUAACCCACCAACGGCUGCGGUAAGUUCUUCCCAUGUUGUACAAAAUAAAACAAUCCCAAGCUUUCACGAUAACGAUCUAAACAGAAGGACACCAAGUCCAAGUGUUGCUAGCCAGGAUAGGAGAGUAGGGACACCCUAUACACACUAUACACCUCCCGUAGUAGGGCCUCCAUUGAUAGAUUCGUUAGGGCAAUCUCAAAUGGCGCCAAAUGUGUCUCCGAAUUUGAAUCGAUUCGCGCCCUUCAAUUGUCAGCCGGUUCUGGGUCCGACUUCACAACAACUGGCCGCAAGACAAGUCAUUUCUAGAGAGCUUCCGGUAUUCAGUGGUGACCCCAUCGAAUGGCCACUUUUCAUUAGUAGCUACAAUCAUUCCACAGCGGCGUGUGGCUACACCGAGUCUGAAAAUCUGCUACGGUUGCAAAGAUCGUUGAAGGGAGUCGCCAAGGACGCUGUCAGCAGUUUUCUCCUGCAUCCGUCUACAGUGCAGCAAGUUCUAUCAACGCUUCAGACGCUGUACGGAAGACCGGAGCAGAUUGUGCACAACCUUGUCGUCAAAGUUCGAGCUACACCCGCCCCCAAACCUGAGAGGCUGGAAACGUUGAUGCAGUUUGGAUUAACCGUGCAAAACUUGUGUGGUCACUUACAAGCGGUGGGGAUGGACAAUCACCUUUCUAACCCAAUCCUCCUACAAGAGCUAGUGGAUAAGCUGCCGGCGAAUAUCAAGUUUAACUGGGCGCUUCAUCAAGAGAAUCUGUCGGUAGUUGAUUUGAAAGCGUUCAGUGAAUAUAUGAGGAAAGUUACAGCUGCUACAAGCGGUGUUACGAGCUUUUCCUUCGCAGCGAAACCAACGAAAGACGAGAGACCUAGGGCUAAAGAUAAGGCGUUCGUGAACGCUCACGCGGCCCACGAACAAAAGGAUCCAGGUACAGCUGUCAACUCAUACGGAGAGAGGCGAGGGCAGAAUAAAAGCGGCAAAUACCGAUCAGGCGAUGCAACAAAUAGCUGUCCUGCGUGCGGCGCUCACGACCACACAGCAGCAAGCUGUGGGGCUUUCAAAAAGCUUUCGAUAGACGGACGGUGGAACUUCGUCAAGGAUAACAAACUGUGCCGUCGCUGUCUCGUAUCCCACACGCGCUGGCCAUGCGAAGGCGAGGUUUGUGGUAUCAAUAACUGCGAGAAACGUCAUCAUCGUUUACUGCACUCGGAGCCCAAGAAUCAGCCUGUUACCGAUGCCACUGUUACCAUCCACCGUCAGCCCGUAUCGUCGACGCUGUUCAAGAUUCUUCCGGUGACUUUGUACGGGAAAAGUGGAUCAGUGAACACGUUCGCUUUCCUAGACGACGGAUCGUCUGUCACAAUCAUUGAACAGACCAUAGCAGACAAACUAGGAGUAGACAGGCGACCGCAUUCUUUGUGCAUCCAUUGGACCAGUGGCAUAAAUAAGAAAAUUGCAACCAAGGAGCUAGAGGCGAUAAGAAUUUCGGAACCCGGAAGCAAUAUGCGCUUCAACCUGUCCGAAGUGUAUACCGUCGAAAACCUGGGACUACCGGAACAAUCGUUGGACGCUGUAGAGUUGUCGAAGGAGUUUUCCCAUUUGCGGCAUCUACCAGUCAGGAGUUAUCGAGGGGCCGUUCCUAGACUGCUGAUUGGAUUAAGCAACUCACAUCUGCUGACGACAACCAAGCUUCGAGAAGGCCAAGAGCGGGAACCAAUCGCUGCGAAGACUCGCAUUGGUUGGGUUGUAUGUGGCUGCUUAGGAGGAAGAGAUACAAAUUUCCAGCACAGGCAAAUGCACAUAUGCGCCGAAAAGUCAGAUCAAGAAUUGCACGAUUACGUGCGUGAGUUUUUCUCAGUGGAGAGUCUCGGAGUUGCCGUAGCUCCAAACUUGGAGGGAAUUGAAGAUCAGCGAGCGCGCAGGAUUCUUGAGGAAACAACAGUUCGGACAGUAAGCGGGAAGUUCGAGACCGGGCUGCUUUGGAAAAAUGAUGUCAUAGAGUUCCCAGACAGUCGACCCAUGUCGGAGCGUCGAUUGAGAUGCCUUGAAAAGCGAUUGGAGAAGGACCCAAAGCUAUAUGACAGCGUACGGCAACAGAUAGCGGACUACAAGUUGAAAGGCUACAUCCACGUAGUGACAGAAGAAGAAAUGACCGAGUUCGACCCACGGCGUACGUGGUACCUUCCGCUGGGAGUUGUGUUGAAUCCAAACAAGCCAGGAAAAGUGAGAGUUAUUUGGGAUGCGGCUGCGAAAGUGGAAGGAGUGUCUUUGAAUUCGGUGCUCCUCAAAGGGCCUGAUCUGUUGACUCCGCAGCUGAACGUGACCUUCAAAUUUCGAGAACGCGAAGUGGCGUUUUCCGGCGACAUCCAAGAAAUGUUCUUGCAAGUCGGAAUCAGGAAGGAGGAUCGAAGUGCGCUUCUGUUUGUCUUUCGUAAUUCACCUAGUGAACCUUUCGUAACCAUGGCGUCUGACGUUGCCAUCUUCGGUGCAACAUGUUCUCCUGCACAGUCACAGUACGUGAAGAAUCGCAACGCAACUGAGAACGAACGAGACCAUCCAAGGGCAGCGGAAGCUAUCAAAAACAAGCAUUAUGUCGACGACUAUUUGGAUAGCGUUGACACCGAAGAAGAGGCCGUCGAACUAGCGUUAGAGGUAGCUGAAGUCCACCGGAAAGCAGGUUUCCAUAUUCGAAACUGGGUAUCGAAUCGACCCUCGGUUCUGGAAGCUAUAGGGGAAGUGAAUCCAACUACGGUUAAAAGCCUAUCGAUGAACAACCAGAGUGGCUUCGAGAGAGUACUUGGAAUUACGUGGCUUCCUGACGAAGAUUUAUUUUGCUUCACAGUCAGCCUUCAAAACGGACUGGAAAGUAAGAUCGCACCAACGAAACGGGCAAUGCUGAGCUACGUGAUGAAGAUCUACGAUCCGUUGGGGCUAGUCGGUUCACUAGUAGUUCAAGGAAAGAUACUACUGCAAGACGUCUGGAGAGCGAAGGUGGGUUGGGACGAAAAUAUACCCGAGAACCUAUUCGCACGUUGGAAGCUGUGGUUGCAGUCUUUAAAGGAGCUGGACAACGUCCGAAUCCCUCGGAGCUACUUUCCGGGAUACGAUCCUGCUUGUUAUGAAGCCCUUGAGCUGCACAUAUUCGUGGAUGGAAGUGAGCAAGCGUAUUCAUCGGUAGCGUACUUCCGCGUGCAGGAUCGAGGACAGACACGCUGUGCACUAGUUGCGUCCAAAACGAAGGUAGCUCCUCUACAGCUAACUUCCGUACCACGAUUGGAGUUGCAGGCUGCAGUGAUUGGCGCUCGUCUACGCAAGACUAUUCAGGAUGGUCAUUCGGUACAGAUAAAACGCACAUUUUUCUGGACCGACUCAAGUACCGUUGUUUCGUGGGUGAAAUCAGAUACUCGACGAUAUCGGCAGUACGUGGCGUUCAGAGUCAAUGAGAUCCUGAGCCUAUCGACGACGGAAGAGUGGCGUUGGUUAGGAACCAAAAUCAACGUUGCGGAUGAAGCCACCAAGUGGGGAAAGGGUCCGAACUGCAAGCCCGACAGCCGAUGGAUUCGUGGACCAGCGUUCCUGUACGACGACGAACAGGAUUGGCCAAAAGACAAGUUUCAAGUGACAGCGAAGGAUACCGAAGAAGAAUUGCGACCGAAAUACGUUUGCAGCCACUACUUAUCAUCUCCGAUCAUCGACGUGUCGCGAUUUUCGAAAUACGAGCGGUUAUUACGAUGCGUCGCGUAUGUUCACCGAUUCUGCGAGAAGCUUCUGCGAAGGAUCAGAAAAGUGACGAGUGAAAAAAAUGAGGACAUCAGCACCGAAGAUUUACAAAACAGACAACCGCUACCUAAAAGCAGUUCGUUAGCGAAUUUGCCACCUCUACUGGACGAGUACGGAUUGAUGCGUGUAGAUGGUAGAAUUGCAGCCGUGGAUUACGUGGAACACGAUACCAAAUUUCCGAUAAUUCUGCCCAAAGCGCAUUCGAUCACUAAUCUCCUACUGGACUGGUAUCACCGCAAGUUCCGGCAUGGGAACAACGAAACGAUAGUGAACGAAAUUCGCCAGCGGUUUUGCGUCCCCAAGCUCAGAACACAGAUUCGAUCUAUUAGUAAACGUUGCCAGUACUGCCGAGUGUACAAAUCUACACCUGUAGACCCAAAGAUGAGCCAAUUACCGCGAUGCCGUACAACACCAUUUCUCCGGCCCUUCACCUUUGUAGGAAUCGACUACUUUGGACCCUACCUUGUGAAAGUUGGACGCAGUGCAGUCAAGCGAGGAGCGCCACAAGAAGUCUAUACGGACAACGGCACAAACUUCAUAGGCGCUAGCAGGGAGUUGGAGAACGAGUUGCGAAAAAUCAACCACACUAUCGGCAGCACCUUUACGGACGCUAACACUAAAUGGCUCUUCAACCCUCCGGCAGCUCCACACAUGGGCGGAUGCUGGGAACGGAUGGUUCGCUCGGUAAAGACUGCACUCGGAACGUUGCCUGUAUCGCAGAAGAUGGACGAUGAGUCGUUCAUGACAUUACAGUGA
Aedes albopictus (Asian tiger mosquito) is the source of this 6735-nucleotide messenger RNA. RefSeq lists its product as uncharacterized. NCBI's taxonomy places the organism in Eukaryota, Metazoa, Arthropoda, Insecta, Diptera, Culicidae. The transcript is spliced from 5 exons. Gene Ontology annotation, molecular function: nucleic acid binding. The coding region runs from base 1069 to 6735 and encodes 1888 amino acids. The record is from RefSeq and is a predicted model, not a curated record.